Messenger RNA from Dicentrarchus labrax (European seabass), 5786 nucleotides. Its product is annotated as fibroblast growth factor 6-like. The transcript is spliced from 3 exons. Gene Ontology annotation, biological process: regulation of cell migration; positive regulation of gene expression; positive regulation of cell population proliferation. Gene Ontology annotation, molecular function: fibroblast growth factor receptor binding; growth factor activity. NCBI's taxonomy places the organism in Eukaryota, Metazoa, Chordata, Actinopteri, Moronidae. The coding region runs from base 1837 to 2460 and encodes 207 amino acids. The record is from RefSeq and is a predicted model, not a curated record. Gene Ontology annotation, cellular component: cytoplasm.
CUCUCCUGUAACUGACUGUGACUGUUUUUACACCUUCCUUCUAAAUAAGGCAGCAGGCUGCCAGGACAUAUGACCACCGUCCCGAUUUGGGUUCUGGACACAGUAUCCAUCCAUCCAUCCCAUGAUUGCUCAACGCCAAUGAAACACACACACACACACACACACACACACCCUCCCCUCUUGCAGGUCUCCUAUGUGAGGAAGAGCUGCAUCAGGUCAGCCACAAUUAGCCAGAGGAAGACUGAUAAAGUAGGUUAGAUAACCUUCAAAAUAAAAGCACAAAACGUCUCAAUUUGGGGAGAAUUUAUUUGACAUGAGAUUUUAUGUCCAUUCAUAUGCAUUUUGUGACAUGAAAAUAACAUUUAGGACACAAUACCAUGUUUUUCUUUUCUUAGUACCUUAGUUCCUAAACCUUAAUUUAAAAUUUAGACCUAUCCUCAACUUAAAUACAGUCUUUUUGGGCUUAACUAACAAGAACUUUCUCAGAAUUACAGAACAGUCUGUAAUUCUUUUGAUUAACUGCCUAUGAAAUGUCAAGAUAAAAGACUUCAAAUGUCUCAUUUUGCCUGACCAACAGUCAGAAUGUCAAAAGGAUUCAGUUUAAGCUCUUCUGUGGACAGCUGGUUGUACAAACCAAAGCAACUGUAAGACUCCCUCCUUUGGGCUCUGGGAAUUUUUUUUACUGUUGUCUGACAAAUAAAAUAAACAAUUACUCAAUUAAAUGAAAUAUAAUCAGUAAAUAAAUCAAAGUUAGUUGCAGUCCUUGUGUUUUAAUUAGCUGUUUUCCACCUCAUUUACCAAACUUUUAAUAUAAAUGUACAGUACAUAUUGCAUCCUUUGUAUUUAUUAUCGAUCCAUCCUAAACUUAGUUUUAAUUACUAUCAAUUAAAUUGAGAUUCUAAAAGUCAUGACACACUGACAAACCUGUUUUAAUGACAUUAUUUGCACUAUUGCUCAAUGUUUCUUGUGCUGGUGGGUGACAAAAUAAUAAGGUGUCUUAGUAAGGUAUCCGAAAGCUGCCUGAAGCUUCAGUGUAUACAUGUUAGUCUCUGGAUGAACACCAUGCAUUGGCUAACAUAUCAGUCCAAAAAUCUCUGUAGGUUUUGGUGUUUGUGGAGGCCAUGAUUCACAUAAUUUUCAAAUGAACUGCUUGUGCUUUGUAUGGAAGCAUUUAUUCAAUUUCUCCCUUAAAUGUGUAGUUUAUUUUGUUGGCUUUGGACCUUUUGGGAGGUGAAGUGAUGCAGGGACUUGAUACUUGCAGGAGUUGCGACACACUCACACUGAUAAGGAUUUUAUUUUGAAAAGUACCAAAGGAAACGCUUCAUCUUAUUCUAUUUGGCUUGUUUGACGCUAAUGUGAAGGUGCAGCACCCCCCCAUCAUUCCUAUCAGAACUGCUGCUGCUGGGGUCCUGUAACUCUCUCUCUCUCUCUCUCCCUCUCUCUCUCUCUCUCUUCUCCUCCUCCUCCUCCUAUUCCUCCUCCUCCCAUCUGCUACUUUUGAUGGGGGGGUUGCAGCGGUGAAGUCACAGUGAUGUCAUUUUAGGAUGUGAGAGUCGCGCAAGGUGAGCUGGUUUUGCGGUGAGUGGUGUCCCCUCCACGGCCAGCGUUGCCUGUACAGAGGCGCGGAGCGGCGAAAGAUGAUCAUCGCCACCGGCACCAAUUCAAGCUCCGACGCGCUCUGUCCCUCUCCUCCUGCUCAGAUCCCGGGCUAUGGGGCCUUGAUCUGCCUUUAUCCCAAAAUAAGCCUUUACCACCACCAUGCCAAAGGACAAAAAAUCAGAAGAGUUGCAUUUUUAGGGCAGGUAACUUUGACCACGUGCCCCAAAGGUAAACUGGAUGGCCAUUGCGCAAAGGUGCCUCUACAGUAUGUCCAGCGGGGCCAGGACGCACUGGACGCUGCCAGCAGUUAUUGUACUGUGGACUUCUCUCUGGGGGAUCGUUUCAUCUUAUCCGAUUCCGAGCAGGACUAAUGCGACUUUAUUGGAAAAGAAGUGGGAGACCCUCUUCUCCCGCUCCUACCUGGGUAUAGCCGGGGGGAAAUCGGAGCUGAACUGGGAGAGUGACUAUUUGCAGGGCAUCAAAAGAGUGCGACGACUGUACUGCAACGUGGGCAUUGGGUUUCACCUGCAGGUGCUCCCGGACGGCAGGAUAAGCGGUGCACACAAUGAGAACCAAUACAGUCUCAUAGAGAUCUCCACCGUGGACCGAGGAGUGAUCAGCUUGUUCGGAGUGAGGAGUGAGCUGUUUGUCGCAAUGAACAGCAGGGGAAGGUUAUACGGAACGAGAGUCUUCGUGGAUGAGUGCAAGUUCAAGGAGACUUUGCUGCCCAACAACUACAACGCCUAUGAGUCUUUUGUUUACAAGGGCUUCUAUAUUGCCCUCAGCAAGCAUGGCCGCGUAAAGAGAGGCAACAAGGCCACCACCGCCAUGACCGUCACACAUUUCCUCCCGCGGCUAUGAGAGAAACUGUCAAUAACUCAGUACUUUGCACAUGUGGAUGUUCUUCCAGGUAACAUAGAAACACAUAGUCAUGAUGAUAUACACACCGAUGGACUGCGAAAGAAAACACAAAUAUUUAUUCUGUUUAUAUAUAUGUAUAUUUGGAUAGCUAUCUUUGUAUAUGUACUGUGCUGCUUAUUGUUUUUAUGGACGGGGAGAGUUGAAGCCUUUGCCUGUCUCACUUUACCUUGGUGCUUGCUGUAACUGAACUACGUGUCACUUCCUUUUUUGAGAUGGAGGAUGAGCUAUAUCCUGUGCUUUUAAAGAGUGAAAUGAAUACUUUUUAUUACCUCAAAGAACCACUUUACUAGAUUAAGGGAUGCAUGGACUUCUGCUCAAAUAUCUGCUAAGUUUAUCAUUUCUUUAAAACCUUUGAGCGCUUGACGGCUCCCUGCUCGAUUAUCGAUGUCCAGCAGUGGGGGAAACUUAAAUGCACUACCUUUGCUGCACGAUUUAAAGGUGCCUUGGUGUUCCCACUUGUGGCCCCCUUAAACUUGCAUGUAAGAGACACCCGCUGGAGUCAGAAAUAGGGCUGACACUCCGGAGAGGGCCUCAGAGAGGGGGGGUUGACUAUCUCUGGUUUAUUUUCUUUUCUGUAAUUAGAUCGAUUAAGUAAUAUACAAUCUGUGGUCGAGACCAGAGAGCGGUCAGCCAUAGAGACUGGCCCGAGGCCAUAGGUUUGACUGUGUGGCAUCGCCAGCAAAUAAACAGGGUGGAAUACUAAUCUAUCUGAGCAUGGAGAACAUUCUGGUUUGGACUUGGCUGCACAAGAAUAGACUGAACGGAUAGCUAGCAAGCGCACAGUAGAAAUGUACCUGCACAUUGUCUUGGACAGAGCUCCUGCAGUAAAGCGGGUUGCUGUUUCUGAAUCGCAAAGCUUUAGCUGCUGCUGAAAAUGAUGUCUACUGUCCAUGAAAAACCAAUGAAUAACGAUGUAAAUAGUUGCAAAUGUAAAAGAAGAAUUCAGGAGCUUUUUACGCUGCUUUGUCGCAGUUGCCUGUACGAGGCAAAAAGAGUUCAGGUUGCACAGUUAACCAUCGAUGAUGGUGCCUAAAUGUUUUGGUAAGAAUCGUUCCCAUGUGUUGGUCUCUUAAUUUAUCUUUGUGCGUUCGGUGGAGUAUGCACGUGUCCUGGGCCAUUUCACCCGCUAGUCUGUGUGCUCUGCAGCAGCACUGCAGUGGCAGCGAGGUGUUGGGAGCUGGAGGCAGAUAGUUUUAAAUGUAAUUAUGGAUGAGGCAGUCGGGUCCCCCCGAAGGACUAAAGGACAGUGCAGUUGAUGGACUGGAUGCACGCUAUAAGAAAUGCCGUCACUUCUGUUGAUAUUUAUCCUGAUUUUAUACAUUUGAGACAUGGGCAUGAAGGGAGCACCCUGUUAAUAUAUAAUAGGGUAUUCAGUUUGUUUACAAAGCUGAAGAUGUACCAUGCUUGGGACACUUAUUGAUAUUGUGUGAACCAAUAUAUAGUCAAUAUCUUGUUACAUAUUCCAAGGAUGCUUUUCUUGCUUCCCCCAGUUUCUGAGAAUCUUACAGCGUGCAUCUACUUGUGUAGCUUCAGCAGCUGUUUACUUGACAACCUGAAAUCAGCCUCCAUUCGUUCUUGCAUUUAGAGAGGAAGCAGGACUAUUUAAAUCCAGGAAAGACGUAUGCUAGGGAGCCGGCCCGCUGUCUUUGUUGUUCGUCAGACCCCCUGCAGGAAUGUGGAUCUUCCAGGAUGACAGGCAGCCUCCCACAUACCCCUGAGCUCUGUCACCCCCAACCACCCACCUCUGCCUGUCCCUUACCCCCCUUACCCGCUGCAGGCAGGGACCUUGGGAUUCCAGCUGUAACCCAGGAGCUUCCUCCUCUCCUUUCAGCCUUUUUUAGUUCAAGGUCAGAGUCACAGACCAGCCUUGGCCCCAACCCCAGUGGCCGGGGUGGUCGGCUAUAUGGGUCAUACUGUUUCCAUGAAAUUGGGAUUUAAAGUGUCUUUUUGACACAGGAAACACUUUAUUUUAUGCCCGAGAGUUGCUCUCCAACUGACUGGUAGCUAUCAUAGUUCUUUUUUAAAACAAUCCCACUUCCCCUUUCCGAAUUUAGAGCCCCACCUCUUUGAAAUGCAGCUCCACAACACGCCGUCCCCUCCCCUUUCCAAGUACUUGUGUUGGGAUAUUUCUGGGGAGGGGACAUCUGCAGAGUUAAUGCAGUGUGUGAGGAGCAGAGUCACGCAGAGCCUCACCUCUCCUGCUGCACUCCAGCCCUGCAGGACGGCAACCUCAGCCAUCCUCAGGACGUGCCCUCUACUGCUGUUGCUGCUGCUACUGCUGCUGCUGGACACUGCCCCGACCCCCAAACAUCUUCUACCACAUACUGACACAGUAUCACCUGCUGCUCAACUGUCUAUGACACACAGAUUGAUUCAUAACAGUAUUUUACUCACAGUUAAAUAUCUCACUCUUUCUCUUUUUUCCCCCCAAGGACUUUUUUUUUAUGCCGAGAUGCAACACAGCAGAGCUAAUGUAUCGGGAGCUUAGCUAAAAAGACUUGUUGCUGUUGUAGAUGAGGCUGCAUGAAAUACUACUCAUUUCUUGUUGGGAGUAAAUCGUAGCAUACAAAAUCCACAGUUUCAGCAUUUUCGGCUGUGGAAGGCGUGGAAGUGAACUUUGCGCAUGCACAGCAAUGAGCACUUCUCGUGCCCGCCUCACAGUCAAGAUGUGUGGCGUCUCUAGCAGCACCUUAUUAACAACAUCUUGAUUAUAAGCUAGCCUAAAGAAGGGAGUUUUCUCACAUUUUUUUUCUGUCAAGAAAUAGAGCUGGAUCCCUAAAAGAGUAAAGGUCUGUGUCUAAAACAAAAAGCUCACCUUUCAGCUUUGACCAAAAAAUUUUAUCCAGAGUUAUCUGUCGUCUCUUUUCUUUCCACAGCAUAUCAUAGAUCAAAUUUAAAUUAAUUUUAAGGUGAGGAAUAUCUUUUUUUUUAAAUAAUGUUUAAUGUACUACUAGCAUGCCUGAGCCCCAAGCUUAAUUAGGGGUGUGUGCUUCAUGUGUUUUUUUUGUUUUUAACUCCUGCUCUACAAGGGAGUGAGCCUCCACUCUAUUCCUCUCAUCUCUGUUCUCAUAUACCUCACCCUCUGCCUUAGUUUUGGUUUGCUGAUGAGUGUAAAUUAAGACGAAACAAACUUCAGUUAUUUGUUUCGGAAAAACAGACAAUGCUAAGUAAGGAUAUUAAAGUUUUUUCCUUUUAUUUUUGUACGUAUGUGCUGUGCACAGCAGUCUACUGUAUUCCUGAGAUAACAAUAAAAGUUUUUUUUUUAA